This is a messenger RNA of Fusarium subglutinans, 849 nucleotides long. RefSeq lists its product as uncharacterized. The transcript has a single exon. The record is from RefSeq and is a predicted model, not a curated record. The coding region runs from base 1 to 849 and encodes 282 amino acids. NCBI's taxonomy places the organism in Eukaryota, Fungi, Ascomycota, Sordariomycetes, Hypocreales, Nectriaceae.
AUGAUCUCCGAGUCCACCCCUGUUGCUGAUCUUGGGUCUACGACUUUGGUUGCAUCGUCUGGUAUUUCCGCAGCAACGUCAACUGAGGUCACCAGUACAGCGGUGUCUGAGCCAUCCAUCUCAACAUCAGCUGAAUUGACAACUUCGAUCGAUGCUUCAGUCACGACGAUAGAGUCUACUGGGACUACGGAGCCUACCACGGCUACAGAGUCUACCACUGACUCCGCGGUAUCUUCGACGCAGAUCUCUACUGAUACAACCCUGGAGGCAAUAACGACGACUACCACCGAAUGGCCAACUUCCACGACAAUUAUUGAAGAAGUCUCUACAACAACCGCUCUCCUGCCUAUUCCGACUCUGUUCACGUUGACUGCUCAAGGCGGUACAGCAGAUGGCCAAGUUAUUCAUGGCAAUGGCCUGCCAGAGUAUUCUUUGUGGAUAGGUGCUUUCUUGACUUGGCCAACUGGUUACUUCAAAUACGAAGAGGGUACUGGUUAUGUAUCAGUUAAUGGGAACCCUUUAUGCACUAUUUCCUACCAGGGCAACUUUGACUUUGUCUCAGUCAUAGUCUGUCCAACUACGCUAUCAUUCUGGCACGCGCCCUUGGUCUGUGAUCGACCGACUGAUGGCAGCCUCAAGUGUAGCGUGGCUACAAAGUUCUAUAACUGCGUCUAUGGGAGCGGUGGAACUAAAACUUGCACGACUACAGAUGUUUCUCUCAGUACUAUGUAUUCUUCUGCGCCUCUAUACGCGUCAAGCGGAACCUAUUAUCAGCUUAGGUUUGCUGCUGCUGACUGGGCUCAUGAUAGUACCGUAAAUCCAAUUGGUCUGGUGGUCUCGCCUGUGUAG